Messenger RNA from Nicotiana tabacum (common tobacco), 2861 nucleotides. RefSeq names its product pentatricopeptide repeat-containing protein At1g08070, chloroplastic-like. The record is from RefSeq and is a predicted model, not a curated record. Lineage: Eukaryota; Viridiplantae; Streptophyta; Magnoliopsida; Solanales; Solanaceae. Gene Ontology annotation, molecular function: RNA binding; protein binding. Gene Ontology annotation, biological process: RNA modification.
AUCUGUUCGAUGUUUCUUCCCGCCAGAGUUCGGUAAGAUUCACUUAAGUCCCACUUACUGUUAACAGUUAGUAGUAGUACAAUUUAUGGAGCUCAACAUCUCAAUCCUUGGUACUCGCUGUAUGUUUUCUUGAACAAGAAAAUCAAAUGUUAUUACUAUCAUGGCUUGCCACAUUACACUUUCUGUUACAUCCUUAAAUGUUAGUAGCAAUGCCAAUUCUCAAGAUCCUUCUGUGUCUCACAAACUCCAGACUUGCAACUCAACCAAAGAAAUAAAAAAAAACCAAUCUUUAAUCAUUAAAAUUAGCUCCGUACAGCACCCUCGACAACUCCUUUACACUAAAAUCAUCUCUUUAUGUUCUUCCCCAAUACCCUCUAAGGAAUUUAGCUAUGUCCACUCUCUUUUCAGUCAAAUACAGGACAUAGAUAUCAAUCUUUUUAACUCCUUAAUGAGAUGUCUUUUAAGUUCUAAGUGCAAAGAAAAUGCUUUACUUGCAUUACUAAUGCAUGUUGAAAUGAUGUGUAAAGGCUUAGUUUUGGAUAAAUAUACGUACCCUCUUGUUCUUAACGCAUGUGUACAGUUACGUGAGCUCAGACAUGGCAGAUUGGUUCAUUCCCAUGUGAUAAAAACUGGGUUUGCGUUGGAUUUGUAUGUGAUGAACAAUUUGAUUCGUUUGUAUGGUGUUUGUGGGUGCGUUGGGAGUGUGAGGAAGGUGUUCGAUAGAAGUCCUGAGAGAGAUUUGGUAUCUUGGACUACUUUGAUUCAGGGGUAUGUGGACAACGGGUAUUUGAAGGAAGGAGUUGAGUUGUUCUUUGAAAUGAUUGAAGAUGGAUUAAGGGCUGACGAAAGGAUGAUGGUCGUUGUGAUAUCCUCUUGUGCUAAAUUAGAGGAUCUGAGAUUGGGCCAGAAGUUACACAAAUAUGUGCAGAGUCAUAAGUUAAAUUUUGAUGUGUUUAUUGGGAAUGCAUUGAUGGAUAUGUACUUAAAAUGUGGUGAAACCGAUAUUGCUCUUAAUGUUUUCCGAGAGAUGCCAACGAGAAAUGUGAUCUCUUGGAAUACAUUAAUAUCUGGAUUGGCUCAGAGAAGGGAGUUUAAACAGGCCUUGAAUGCAUUUAAUGAAAUGCAGGAUCAAGGAGUAAAGCCUGAUAAGAAUACUUUAGUUGGUGUUCUUAAUUCCUGCAGCAAUUUAGGGGCACUAGAAGUUGGGAAAUGGGUGCACACAUAUAUAGACCGAAAUCAGAUACAAGUAGCAGGGUAUGUUGGCAAUGCGCUUGUAGAUAUGUAUGCAAAAUGUGGAAGCAUGGACGACGCCCUUAGAGUUUUCGGAAGUAUGAAUUCUAAAGAUGUUUAUUCAUACACAUCUGUGAUAGUUGGGUUGGCCACACAUGGUAAGGCGCGGAUAGCACUUAAUUUCUUCUAUAAGAUGCUCGAAAUUGGCAUACAACCAAAUGGGGUCACGUUCGUGGGUGUUCUCACAGCUUGUAGUCAUGGAGGAUUGAUUGAAGAGGGCCAUAAGCUUUUUGCAGAUAUGUGGAGAGUGCACAAAUUAAAACCUCAAAUAGAACACUAUGGUUGCAUGGUUGAUCUGUUGAGUCGUGCAGGGUUGACAGAUGAAGCAGUAGAGUUCGUGAAAAACAUGCCAAUUGAACCUGAUGCUUCUAUUUGGGGAUCAGUAUUAGCAGCAUGCAGGAUCCAAGGAAGAGUUGAACUCGCUGAGCAUGUGACUGAAAAACUUGUCAAUAUAGAGUCUGAAAAAGACGGUACAUACAUACUGAUGUCAAACACAUAUGCUUCAGUCAGUAAAUGGAGAGACGCUUUAAAAGUAAGAAGGGCAAUGAAGAGACAGAAAAUAAAGAAAGUUCCUGGAUGUAGCUUAAUUGAACUUGAUGGUGUGGUUUCUGAAUUUAAGAAGGGUGACAAAGCGCAUCCAAGAAGUAAAGACAUAUAUGCGAUGGUUGAGCAACUGACACUUCAUUCAAUUGGUACAGAGACCUUCUCAAACGGAAGUGAGCCCCUCAUAGUUUGAAUGGUGCAAUGAAAUUGGCAGCCUAAUCUGGAAAUGAAAUUUGUCAAGUUGACCUCAGAUAUCACUUCUCGACUUAAAUGGCAUGAAUUAUUUAGAAGCUCUGCCUUUUCUCCUGAUAAGGUUUGGAACGAUUUCUUUUGCACCAAACAUUUUAGUAUAGUGAAGUAUAUUACACACGGAUCGUGCACAAUUCGUUACAAGAAACUUUAAGACAUCAUUUGUCUGAUUGUUGUUGGGAUGCAUUUUUGCACGCCAAACAUUACAUAUAUAAGUAAAAGAAAUAUGUAAUAUGCAGUUGAGCAGCUGAUCCAAUCAAUUGCUACUUACCUUUCUAAGCAUUAUGGUUUGAAAUCCAAGAAUAGUCUGUUAAAAGGUACUAGAUCUUACAUGGUUGAGAAAUCGAAGAACUGGGAUAACCCUGGGAAACAAAAGUUCAAGUUUCAGUAGAGGUAACACUAAGGAAAUUCUUCCCAUUUAUCUGAGCUUUGGAGAGCAAAAUUACCGAGCAUUUACGAUGUUGGAAAAUAACAGGUAUUUGGUGGAUGAUUGGAAACAAAAAAGGAAAAAAGAUCUUGCCUAUUUUAGAGAAAGUGAUGAUAAUGUUUAUCAGCUUAAACUGUGGAGGUUAAUUUGGUUGCUCUGGCUCAGAACCAAACAAGGAAUUUUAUGUAUUUCGGCGGGAACUCAGUGUCACGCUCAAAUUUUGUUACUACAAAAGUACAAUUCAACCUUUUAGUUUCGAAUUACAAUCUGUAUGUAUUCUUUCCCUUAUGCCGUAGGUUAAUCACAUAAGCUUUCAAAAGUAGCGCUUUUCUGAAUUCGGCGGUUUUGAUGU